Molecule: messenger RNA, 6305 nt
Organism: Leucoraja erinaceus (little skate)
Lineage: Eukaryota; Metazoa; Chordata; Chondrichthyes; Rajiformes; Rajidae
Product: doublecortin domain-containing protein 1-like
Exons: 42
Coding region: 331-5793 (1820 amino acids)
Biological process (GO): intracellular signal transduction; regulation of mitotic cytokinesis
Molecular function (GO): microtubule binding
Source: RefSeq, a predicted model, not a curated record
UGAUGUCACUGGAACAGAACUUUAUGACAUCAUAGCAGAUAGAGACUUCAUAAAAUAUAUGUACCCAGUUUGCCUUUAGAGAGUAGUUGAACAAAAUAAACAGGCCAAUAAAGAAGCACUCCAAAUGCUGACAUAGUCCAAAUGUAAAGCUAUCUGCAUGCCUGAGGAGAGGCACUGGCUGGAUAUCAUAUUCAGUAGGAAUCAGGCCACAAAAAUAUUCAGCCAACCCAAACGUGAUACUUGAUAUUUUGGAUACUUAUUGAGAAACUACUUGAUCAGUUAUUUCUUCUAUGACCAAGAAUGGAGCAGACGUGAUGAACUAAAUACAAGAUGGGUAAAACUCAGAGGCCAAAGAGUACAAGUACAUCCAGCAGCAAGACAUCUGGGACCACAGCCAGUGGCAGUGUGCCAUACACAGAUUCUCUGAGAUCACAGUGCAGCAGUCUAGAGGAUGCUUUAGUGCAAGAAUACAUUAAAGAGAUCAAUAGAGGUUCCCCAUCUACAUCACAGCGAUUGCCGAGAAAAUGUAGAUCGCCAUAUAAAAUGGGAAACCGUAUGCGUAUGCAAAGUGGAAAACCAUCUUUCCGAUCUACAGUUGGAUUUCAUACUUGCCCACAGAGCAGACGAGCAAGAUUUCAAAACUCAUUUGAAAGCUGCAGCAAGAUUUCAGCCUGUAAAAGCAAUAUUUCAACUCAUAAAAUGAAAUGCAGACUUCGGCUCCCAAGGAUCAAAAGAUGCUUGAGUGCUCCCCCUGGAACAAUUAGGAAGGUACAUUCUUCAUUUUCUUCAAGGAUGCUGACAGCUCAUAGAGAUGGCAAACAAAAGCCACUCUUUAAACGUCAGGAGUGGAUCAUAAAAGUGACAGCCUUCAAGAAUGGGACACAUAAUAACCCUACAAAAAUUGCAGUUCCUAGCAUCAAAAUGUUACUGGAGGAGUGCACAAUAAAACUCGACCUGAACUCAGCUGCACGGAGAGUAUUUCUUUCAAAUGGCCGAGAAGCAUUUGAGUCAAAGGACAUUCCUCAUAACGUUGACGUUUAUAUUUCAAAUGGCGAACCGUUUAUGGAUCCAUUUAAAAACAUGAAAGACCAUCUGCUCUUGACCAAAAGGGUGAGUUGGACUAUGAAAGGGGUAGUGCUUCCUGUUGACAAGCAGCAUGGCAAGACAAAGCCUAUUCUCUCAAACCGUCUGAAGAAACUCACUGAAAAUGGUUCUGUCAGAAUCCUGGUUUUUAGAAAUGGCACAGGGCAGGAUGGGUAUGAAAUCAUCACACCACUGGACGAAAAACAACAGUUUUUAGACCAAUGCACUCUAAAGAUCAAAUUAGCAUCCCCAGCAAGGAUGUUGUAUGACUGGCAAGGAAAUCGAAUCUCUGACCUCAGAACAGUUCCAUUGCUCGACAAAUGCCUGCAGAAUUCCUUCACACCUCUGCGUGGACCUGUCUGGGUCUCCAAAGGGGAAGGGUUCAUUCCGUCAGGAGCUAAGGCAUACAUCCAGGGAAUCAUAUGGGCUAUAAAUCAAAAGCUGAAGCCUGCAUGGAAUUACAGUAAGCAGGUAUAUCAUGCCUUGAAUGGAUGCACAGGAAAGGUCACACACAAAAGCCUCCUCUCUAUGACUACAGGAGAACUGUAUAAAAUAAGUGAAAAUCUGGACAACUUGAUUGAUGAACUGCGAGCUACUAUCAAGAAAUAUAAUAGUCAGCUCAGCAAACUCAGCCCACAAUUACAAGCUGAAAAGGGACAUUGCAGUGGCUUUGUGACACAGCACAUUAAAAAGCUUCCAACAAACAGCACUCUCUCAAAAGGUCUGCAGAUAAAAGUGUAUCGAAAUGGUCUGGACAUAGGAGAGGUCGUCAUGUAUAUUAACAUGAAGAGCAUUGAUAAAGACACUGGCAAUGACAAAUUUAUGAUGGAUAAGUUUCUUCAAAUGAUUCGCCAAAGGCUCCAGUAUUCACCAGGGCACCAUGCUUCAGGGCUCAAUCUUUGUCCAACCAGGUUGUUUGAUGAAAAUGGACAAGAAAUAAAAAAUCCACACUCCCUUGAAAAUGGUCAGAAGGUUUGGGUAUCUUACGGAGAGGAAUACAGGACCAUCAGCAAACCUUUUCUUUGUGUGAAGUUUGACCGGGUACGAGGAUAUAUGGACCAGGAUCAGAAGAUGGUUUACAAAACUCCUUUGGAAUAUGAUGGGCCCUUAACUGGUUUGGAAAAGUGGGAGGCUUGGGAAGUGUGCGCGGGGUUCCCUGAAGAUUAUAACUGGAUACAAAUGAAUCAACCCUCACAUGAAAAAGUGAACAUGAUAAAUAAACAUCACUUUCUUCAAUUAAAGAAAGAUACCCAACUAGUCAUAUAUCCUUCGAUCACUGUGGAAAACAGGAAUGAGAAUACUACUUCUAUUACAGUGGAAGAAAAGAAAUCCAAGACUUCAAUGGGAGUGUCAAAAUGGUUUUCAUCCCACAUUUGGGUUAUUGCAAAGGCUGGAAUGAUCUUGUGUCGUGCUCACCCUCAACUUUGCCUCGCUGUUAGUGACCAACAAAUCAUCUUGAAGAACGACGACCGUCUGAAUUUGAAGGGAUACAAAUUAGUUGUGCAGAAAAGAAUGAAGCAGAGUCCGCAACAACAGUGGACGUUUAAUCCAGCUGGUAACAUUAACUCAAUGGCCUAUCCUGAAAUGGUCCUCACAUAUCUUGGUGAACUGAGAAGGAGGUCAGAAAUGGGGCAGUCAGUGCACCAGGUCUCUACAAAUAGUCCCGGGAAGGGUAGUCACAAACAAGUUAGCAGGGCCUUAGAAGUCCAAUUAAUAUCUGGAGCAUCCCCUGAGGAUGAUACACAGCUGACUGUGGCACUGUUAAAGAAACUGGAAGAGAAACACCCCUGGACUCCAGCCCAGAGGUGGGCCAUCAAGCAGGAAGGGACUGCAAAACCAGGUCAAUGGAAGAACUCAAAACUGGACAACCCUUUGUGGAACAAACUCACCUACAUGUGGCCUGUGAUGCCGGAUGGUAGAUUGAAUGAGGAAUACGAUUGGCCAAUUGAAGGGUCCCUUCUCCCCAAUGCUCCACCACUGACCAAGCCAAUAACGAAGACUCAUGGCGUAUACGCACCCGUGAGAUUAAAGGUUUUGAGGAACGGGGAGCAGGAUAAGUCCAGGAUACUAACAGUCACGGGACCGGAUAUCGCAAGCAUGCUCAAGAAAACCUGCAGUGCUGCAAAGAAAAAGACUCAGCGGAGAAGGAGCCAUGAAUUACAGAUGAGAAAAAAUACACAGGAGGACAAUUCAAUUGAAGCACACCAAGUUGAGUUCAAGCAGUUCUUAGAGAGAUGCACCUCAAUGCUGGGACUGCCCUUUGCAGCCCGCAGAAUGUUUGAUGAAACUGGACAGGAGCAAGUUCUUCUGACAGAUCUCCAGAGGGAUCAGCUGGUGUAUGUGUCCUGUGGGGAGGCUUGGACAGAUCCUAAAGUCAUCUCUGUCGAGAAGAAGAAACGUCUCUGCCUUAAAAGUUUGACAUCUGAUGUUGCUCUGAUCCGCAAUUACUGCGCCAUGCGUAAUCCAGAAGGUUUGGUCCUUGAGGUUGUGGGUAAUCUGGUUGCUGGAGCCAAGUUGGCAUUGGGUGAAUGUGCUGUGUCCAUUGAUGGUGAAGAUAUCUGUUCUGAACCAGAUAAGCAAGCCCAAACUUGCUCCCUAACAACGGAGGAAGACCAUAACAGGGAUGAAAACUUCCUUACUGAUUUACUGGAUGCACAUACCAGGACACAUUUUCUCCUUGAUGCUCAGCAACCCAAAGGACUUUAUCUAUGGGAAAGAAAUUCAAAGGCAUUUGAUGAUGAUGAGGUCUCACAGCAAGAAGAUGGGAGAUUGUUUACAAACGUUGAUUUGUACAAUAAAUACAGGCCCUCAAAAAAAUCUCUUAGACCCCAAAAGGUGCAUCAGCAACAGUUCCAAUUCCAAGAUGGACAUAUCAUCAACUGUAACUAUCCUUGGCUUGUCGUGGGAGUUCCUGAGAUGAAUGCACAGGCAGGCGUGGAAGUGACAUUGGUGGAGAAGAAAGCUGAUGACAUCUUUCAACGAUGGAAGUUAUCAGAUGGAAGCAGGACGUUCCAUUUACUGGCCAAACCUGACCUUGUGCUCGCAAUCUCAAUGCCCCAAAUUAAACCAGGUAACAGCAGGAGUGUGAUGGAACUCCAGGGAUGUUCAGUUAUUCUUCAGAAAUUCAAGGGAUACAGCCACGGUGUGGCCAAUCAGAGAUGGCUCUGGGUACCAGAGAGGAGAGUACUAAGUGUGUUUUCUACCUCUGUAUUGGACAAUGAAGUUACCGCAGCAAACCAGGCCGGUGUGUGCACCUUCUCUAUCUGUGGAAGGCAGGAAGCAGAGCAACCUGGUUAUUCCUUCACUCACCCCAAAACAAAGCGGAGAACAAUGGUUUGUUUGGCCUGUGCCAGGACAUUGAGGGGAAAGAAUGUUAUGACAAAGCUGCAACUAGGUGCCUCAUUCAUCUGUGCCACAGGCUGCAAAGAGAGCCAUGUAGAAGAAACAGGACCUUUCAAGUGCCUCAGAGUUCCACAGGUUGACCUUUCCACUUCUGAAGCCAUAAAUACUUUGGGUCACUUGGAAGCAAAAGUAAAUUCCUUGCGGAUGGAGACAGCAGUGCAAACCAUCGCACGGGAUAUCUCAGCUGCCAAGACCCAGGCAGCAGUACGAAUCCUGGCCUAUCGAAACGGUGCUGAAAAUAAGAACGGUGAAUUGAUUAUUGGAACAACGUUUUCCUUGUUGCUUGCCCUGUGUACUGAAAGACUAAAGCUAACCAGGCCUGCUCGCAGACUGUACACCGCUGAUGGAAACCUGGUCUUGUCUAUUGCUGAACUGGUGACAAGGGGAAUCAAUGACACAUCACAGGAAAAAGAGCUGGAAUGGAGACAAGCUAAAGAAAACAAAGACGGGGCAAAAUUAUUGACUCCUGAAAGUGAUGACUUGGACAUCCGUGAAGACUUUAAAAUAAACCCAACCAUCAGAAACCCUCCUGAGGUCUGGGUGUCUUGUGGAGAGCCCUUUGUACCUCUUAGUGAAUUGAACAAAAGGCUGCGGCUCCAGCAAAAGCAUUGGUUGCAGAAAGAAAAAGUUCUCUCCGAUCUUGAUAAAAUGAAGCACAAAAUGCGUCACCUUCAAGGGAGACGAGUGGGAUCCAUGUGUCCUGCCAACAUGGUUCCAACAAAAUCUCCGAUACAGCCCGUUGUGGUGGAAGGUGGAUGGACGGAACCUUCCUCAGAGGAAGUGAAACUGAUGGAAGAUGUACAAAACAUGGAGAUGCAUCUAUCAGAAGUCCAAUAUAUGCUAAUGAAAGAACGGCCCUCGUUUGGCAGUAAGAUGGUUUCCAGUCAAAGGCUUCUUUACAGUCAACCAAAUGUCAAGAGAGUUCUGGCCUAUCUGAAUGGUGAAUGCCCAGAUCAAGGAGUGUUUGCAUGGGGCAAGACUAUUCCAGAGCUGCUGGAGAACUGCACAGCCCGCCUGAAGCUGCGAUCUGCAGCCAAGUGCCUCUACAGCCCUGACGGAGAGCAGAUCACCUCGUGGGAACGAGUCGAACGAGACAUGUUGGUGUGCGUCUCUCAAGGGGAGCCAUUCAUGACCAGAGCAGCGAGCCGCCAAAGCGUGGAGAUCAGAGCCAAUUAUGCACGAGUGCAAAAGGAAUAUGGGCAAGAUGCCACCAACAUCGUUGUUAGACCAAAAAUCAGCCUCAACGUACAGUCUGAGGCUCCCAGUCCAUUUCUGGCCCUUCUCCCAAGCAGAGAUAUUAAUGAAUGAACGAGACAGUGAAGAUUUCGGGGUCAAUCUGAUACAAUUCUGAACACCCAGACGUUCCUGAUAGGAAAAUGGACUUGUCAAAUUGCAGUGGAUUUUUGUCAUCCACCGUUUUCAAUUUCCCUCUAACACAUCAUCUUCAAAGUGCCACCUGAAAAGAACUAAGCACUCCAGAAAAACAUUGAACGGUGAACUGCUUGGCGACGAAACAAUUUGAAAGAAAAAGCUCCUGCACCAUUGUUGGUUGGUUUAGUAAAUAUUUUGAUUGUGGAGCAGAAUCUGCAAAGAUCAGUUUAGUGUGAUAAUGAACUGCAAAGUGUACGAUAUGGUUAGAUUUCAGAAUAAAUAACGAGGAAUCUAACCUGAAGGAAAAGCAAUAUAAAAUUAUCAUUUCUGUCUAAUAAUGAAAGUCAUGCCAAGACAAGUCAAGUUUAUUACCACAUGCCCAAAUACAGUGAGGUGCAAGGACAAUUGACAUAUUUAUGUGUACAAAGGAACUGCAGAUGCUGGUUAUA